UUGGCAACACAGUCACGGACAAACAAAGGCACUGUCUUCAAUGGGCUGUGCUUGUGCGUGUGUGGGGGGGUGUUAGAAACAAACAAAUAAAUGUCUAACGGGUGACAGCGAAGCUGUGACAAAAAUGUCAAGGCAAGAAGCGAGUCGGAGAGUGAUGGGGUUGCGUUUUCAGACAGGAGCUCAGAAGGGGCUAAAGUGGCCUUACGCAGAGAAUUAAAGGAAGUGCAGGAGGAAGCCGCACAGGCAGGGAAACAAAGGCAGUAAGAACAAAGGCCCUGCGCGGUCACUUCACACUGUUUUCUUCCAUCUUUAGACCAGCCCUGCAAACGUGCGUAUCGCGUCUCCCAGGCGAAGAUGUGAAAAGAGAGACUCAGCAAGAAAAAGCAACUUGCCCAAACUAGAGCUGGUCCUCGCUGGCACCGGAGUCAAACUCCGAUCCUCUGAUCUCAGAGGCGGUGCUGGGAACCGGGGCCGUGUGCAAUGGACAGUGUGAGAUGUUGCCGGAGGAGCAGAGAAGUGGGCACGCGGCUCCAGUUGAGACAACACUUCCUCUAGGAAGCAUUUGCUGAUUCCUCCAGACUUGGGGGAGCUUCCCUGCUAUUUCCUCCCAUAACGUCUGCAUCCUUAUCCAGCACUUUAAAUUUUGUACUGAAAUUGUCUGUUUUCUGGAGCUCCUCGCAGGCUAUACAUUCUUCGGGGGCAGGGCCAGUGUCUUGACUUUGCUUUCCUCUUCUGAAAUGAAAGAUGUCUCAGUGUGCCAUCCUCACUGGUUCUCCUUGAGUUGUCGUUGUCCGUGAGGUUAUGAGCGUCCUGACUCUCACUUCCACCUAUGCAGCCAUAUGCCCCAAACUGGACCCACGUAACGGAGUUUGUCAUAGUGGGCUUUGCUGGGGUGCAUGAAGCACGCCCCCUCUUCUUUACACUCUUCCUCACCAUGUACCUAUUCACCCUGGUGGAGAACUUGGCCAUCAUCGUGGUGGUGGCUUUAGACCACCGGCUACGUAGACCCAUGUAUUUCUUCCUGACGCACUUGUCCUGCCUUGAAAUCUGGUACACUUCGGUGACAGUGCCCAAGAUGCUGGCUGGUUUUAUUGGGGUAGGUGGGGGCAAGAACAUCUCCUAUGCUGGCUGCCUGUCCCAGCUCUUCAUCUUUACCUUCCUGGGGGCAACGGAGUGUUUCCUACUGGCUGCCAUGGCCUAUGACCGCUAUGUGGCCAUUUGUAUGCCUCUCCGAUAUGCGGCCUUGGUGUCGUGGGGCGCCUGCGUCCGUCUGGCCGCUGCUUGUUGGCUGGCAGGCCUCCUCACACCUGUUUUGCCUAUCUACCUCAUGUCCCAGCUGACGUUUUGUGGCCCCAACGUCAUCGACCACUUCUUCUGUGAUGCCUCACCGCUGCUAGCCUUGUCCUGCUCAGAUGUCACCCUGAAGGAGACCACAGACUUCCUCGUUUCUCUGGCGGUGCUCCUGGCCUCCUCUACGGUUAUUUCUGUGUCCUAUGGCAACAUCGUCUGGACGUUGCUGCACAUCCAUUCAGCUGCUGAGCGCAGGAAGGCCUUCUCCACUUGUGCAGCUCACCUGACAGUGGUGAGCCUCUUCUAUGGCACUCUUUUUUUCAUGUAUGUCCGGACCAAAGUGGCCUCCUCCGUCAACUUCAACAAGGUGGUGUCUGUCUUCUACUCCAUUGUCACGCCAAUGCUCAACCCCCUCAUCUAUAGUCUUCGGAACAGGGAGGUGAAGGGAGCUCUGGGCCGAGCCUUGUCCCUCAGGUCUUGGAAAGGUCAGCAAGGAGGAAGGUGAAGACCUAAUUUUCUUGCCUUGGCUCUUCAGAAGGAGGGUGGUGAGGACGAGGCGACAGAGCAGUGACCUGGGUGGUCAUGAGUUAUAGAUUAUGUAUUAGUUAAAGUAAACUGUUAAUCUGGUGUAAUGAGAGACACCUGGCUAUAAAGGGGCUUAAAGAAGGAAAGAGAUUUGUUCUUUCCUGCAAGAGUCCAAGGUGAGUGCUUCAGGUUGGCUCUGCUCAACAGGCAACGAUGGAAGUUCCCUCAUUCCAUAGUGUCAACAUCCCUUAGGAUUUGGCAAACUAAGUGCCGUGGGCCAAAUUCAACUCGACACUUGUUUUUAAUGAGCUGUAAGCUAAGAAUGGUUUUUAGACUUUUAAAUGGUUGUAAACAAAUCAAAAGUAAAAUAAUAUUUCAUGACA
Molecule: messenger RNA, 2198 nt
Organism: Neofelis nebulosa (Clouded leopard)
Lineage: Eukaryota; Metazoa; Chordata; Mammalia; Carnivora; Felidae
Product: olfactory receptor 6Q1
Exons: 2
Coding region: 830-1795 (321 amino acids)
Biological process (GO): G protein-coupled receptor signaling pathway
Cellular component (GO): membrane
Molecular function (GO): G protein-coupled receptor activity; olfactory receptor activity
Source: RefSeq, a predicted model, not a curated record